Phragmites australis (common reed) is the source of this 1641-nucleotide messenger RNA. RefSeq lists its product as uncharacterized. Gene Ontology annotation, molecular function: protein binding. The transcript has 2 exons. The record is from RefSeq and is a predicted model, not a curated record. NCBI's taxonomy places the organism in Eukaryota, Viridiplantae, Streptophyta, Magnoliopsida, Poales, Poaceae. Bases 1 to 1641 code for a protein of 546 amino acids.
AUGGAGACGGAACUCGAGGCUCUGCCGGACGACGCCCUCGCCCACGUCCUCCGCGGCUUGCCGGCGCGGAGCCUCGCCACGGCCCGAUGCGUCUGCAAGGCGUGGCGCGCCAUCGUCGACGCCCGCGCGCUGCUGCUCCCGCACUUUCUCCCGCACUCGGUGCACGGCAUCUUCGUUAACUACAUCGACCAUGGCCGGCCGCACUUCUUCGCCCGCCCCUCCUCGGCGUCGUCGAUGAGCCGAGGGAUCGACGGCAUGCUCGGCUUCAUGCACAACGACCACGUGCGUGACUGGUGGUCUGUCAUGGAUCACUGCAAUGGCCUGCUCGUCUGUGACAUGGAGUUGGAGAGUGAGCUCUGCGUGUGCAAUCCCGCGACGCGGCGGUGGACGGGGCUUCCUCGGCAUGCAGGGCGUAGCCGCGACUAUGCCGGUGCAUACCUCGUCUUCGAUCCGGCUGAGUCGCCGCACUAUGAAGUAUUCUUGAUCCCUGUCGUGCCGGAGGAGCCAUCACCCUCAGACCGCCGGAAGGUUGACGAGGAGCGGCGUGCACGGCUACGGCAGCAAGAGAUUGACGCGCCGUUCUUCCUGGAUUGGUUUUUCUCAUUGCCAAGAGGUGCAAUAAUUGCCGAUGGAACUGGAGAGGAGGUUCAGCAGGCAGUGGAAUCGUCUCCAUCCGUGAACAAGGAUCAUGAGCCUGAUCAUGACCCAUUUCGCUUAAUGGAAUGGCCACCGUCGCCAUGGAGGCUGAGCGUGUUCUCAUCAAGAUCUGGUCGGUGGGAGGAUAGGGCCUUUGUCCGCGAAGGCGAGCCAGCGGGGACAGUCAAAGACAUGCGGUUGGAUCCCUUGGAACCGACGUGGCGAGGGCCGCGCCGGCGCUAUGCCGUGUACCAGCGUGGAGUGCUCUAUGUGCAUUGCCGAGGUUCAUUCAUUACGAGGUUUUCAUUGUCAAAUGAUAAAUAUGUAGUAAUUAAAAUACCGGCAGACAUUAAGGAUGCAAAACCAUAUCUGGGGGGAUCGCAGAAUCAGGUGUAUUUUGGAAUAUUUGAUGGCCAUCAACUACGGGUUUGGAUCCUCAACGAAUCAUGUGGACAUAUCGAGUGGCUCUUGAAGUAUGAAGCUGACCUUGGGCUCUAUGCCCAUUAUGUAGCAUCACUCCCCUAUAACAAUGGCAGACAAUUGGAUGGAUCUUGGAUGGUAGAAGGUAAUACUGAUGUGAGUGACAUUGAUGAUGAUGUUGAAGCACAAUCCAACGGGAGCAUUGAGCGGGACUCGGACAAAGAUAAGAUUUAUGUGAGUGGCAUUGGUGACAACGUUGAAACACAAUCCGAUGAGAGUAUUGAGUGGGACUCCGACAAUGAUGACUUUUUCGCAGUUGAAGCCGGAAGUGAGCAGUACUGCAGGGGACAAUUCCACAUUCUUGGAUUUCAUCCGUACAAGGAAGUUGUGUUUUUGGUUGAAUGGUUUGGAGUUGCAGCCUAUCAUUUGAAUACCUCAAAGAUUCAAUAUUUGGGCAACUCACGCCCAAAAUGUUACUACCGUAACCAUACAAAUGGUAUAUCUGAGUCAUUCCUAUACACUCCAUGUAUGAUUGGAGAUCUGCUUCGUGGAGACAAUACUGGGCAGAGCUUGUAUGAAGAUUAG